This is a messenger RNA of Schistosoma spindalis, 369 nucleotides long. The record is from the annotation of a GenBank genome assembly. Lineage: Eukaryota; Metazoa; Platyhelminthes; Trematoda; Strigeidida; Schistosomatidae.
AUGGCGUCAUGCAAUUGCAACCAAUGCUCAUCUAUACUUUUCGGUGGAAUGCUAGCUAGCCUAGAAGCUAGCUCGGUUCGGUGCAUACUAGCAACAGAAGUUGCAGCCAGCUUGCUAACAUCAAUCCUGUGGUGGCGGUCACUUCGUUGUCCACUGAAAGGUAAGAUUGGCGCAGACCAGAGCAUGAUCAGAUUCCAGAUAGGUACUCCAAAAGGAGCGGCAGUCUUGUACACAACCGCGCCAGCGGUAGCUGAUCGCGAUGUGAUCAAUCUGAGUCCAGGCUUGAGAUGCACAGGGAGGACGACAGGUGGCAUAUCGGCGAUGGCUGUGCCGAAAGUUAGUGCUAGCCAAAAACAGGUUGUGGUCUGU